Messenger RNA from Pecten maximus, 1237 nucleotides. RefSeq names its product MORN repeat-containing protein 5-like. The transcript is spliced from 5 exons. Bases 83 to 610 code for a protein of 175 amino acids. The record is from RefSeq and is a predicted model, not a curated record. Lineage: Eukaryota; Metazoa; Mollusca; Bivalvia; Pectinida; Pectinidae.
ACAUCACAAAGACGCUUGAUUCAGGUACCUGUCAAACAUUUCAGAGACGUGUUAUGAAUCUCUAUGACAACAAACUGGGAAAAUGGAGUACACUGGAAGCAAUUACAAAGGCGACUACAAAAAUGGACGGAUGGAAGGUAAAGGCACGUAUGACUUCCCUACAGAGACUCGGUAUGAAGGGGAGCUGAAGGAUGGGAUGUUUCAUGGCAAAGGAACUCUCUUUUUCCCAAAUGGAAGCAAAUAUGAGGCCACGUGGGAAGAAGGAAUUGCUUUGGAAGGAAAAUACACAUUUUCUGAUGGUCUACCCUAUGAGGAAGAGGAUUGGCAAUACUGUGAUGGCUAUGACAGGCGAUUCUAUACAGAAACUUGUAAUGGCCUAAAACCUGCAGGUCGCUCACAGCUGACCAACAGAAUACCACCUAGAACUAUACCUGAAGGCUGUUAUGACUGUGGUGAUGGAUUCUACAACCCCAAAUCUAGGGUGGUGGUCGACUAUAACCAUAAAUUCCUCAGGAAUGCAGAUGAUGAUGAACACAGUUGGAUUAUCAAAAAAUGUCGCAAAGGCUGGGACGAGUAUGUUGGCUUCAAGAAAGGAAAGACGUCGGCAUAGUCAUUUGAUUAUUUAUAAACAACAAAUCUGUGUUUAAUAUAUGUUUUUAACACUUUGUAAUACAAUGUAUAUGCUCAUGCAUUUUUUUUAUGGUUUUAUUAUCCACAUUCAUAUUGAAUUUAAACUGGACCUAGUGAUUCAAUGUCUAUAUAGUGAACUAUAGCCAAUAAUAGUACCAAUGUUAAAGAAAUGAAUCAGAAGGGUUGUCAGAAGUUAGAAUUGGAUACCACAUAGUAUAUGGCAGGUGUGUGUUGUUCUUAUUUAAUUUGUUAUUCAAACUCACAAAAACUGGGUCCAGAUAUUUCAGCAGUCAGAGAGUAUCUUGUGUAGGAACUACAGUGUACACCUGGGCCAUUCUGAUGGGUACAGAUGUGGAACUCAGCUGGCAGUGAUGUAUAUUUUGUGAAGGGACCUCCUGAUACAUUCUCAGUGCCCAAAUAUUUUGGAUAGAUACUUCCUGUUCUAGUUUUCACGUUCGGAAAUUGUUAAAUGCGUUUAUGUACACGUUACAAAUAUUUGAAUAUUUGAAUCAUGGAAAAAAACAUUGUUGAAUGUUGAAAAUAUUGAUGAUAAUGAAAUGUUGGGAUGAAAUCUAAUGAUUCAAUUCCAGUAAAGUCUUACACGAUG